Molecule: messenger RNA, 2139 nt
Organism: Camellia sinensis
Lineage: Eukaryota; Viridiplantae; Streptophyta; Magnoliopsida; Ericales; Theaceae
Product: Regulator of chromosome condensation (RCC1) family protein
Biological process (GO): negative regulation of GTPase activity
Cellular component (GO): membrane
Molecular function (GO): small GTPase binding
Source: RefSeq, a predicted model, not a curated record
CCUUAUAUUAAUAAAGUCACAAUCUCGGAAAACCCAAACAAAUCCCCUCUUCUCACCCUUUUUAUAGCACCCAUUUUAGGGUUUCGUUUUGUUCUCAAUCUCCGAUCUAGGGCUAAAUCUCUCUCCGCCGAUUCCGCUCAACUAGCCGUUACAUUUGGUUGUUUUGAAUUUAGUUCGUCGGAGUUGGCCGGAGAUGGCGGAGGAGAAGAAGGUUGUGAAGGAGGCGGAGGCGGUGAAGGGAGGAGAGCUGUUGUUCUGCGGCGCCACGUGUUGGGACACCAUAGGUCGCCGCAAGGGGUCCAUGGAAGGGAACUUGGUCUCUCCCACUCGUCUCCGACCGUUCGUCGGCGUCGACAUUCGGAUGGUCGUCUCUGGUUGUGCUUCUUGUCACUGUGUGGCAUUGGAUGUUGAAGGGCGUUGCUAUACUUGGGGGCGUAACGAGAAAGGGCAACUUGGCCAUGGCGAUACAAUUCAGCGCGAUAGACCCACAGUUGUCUCAGAACUAUCCAAGAAUAAAAUCAUUGGAGCAGGGGCUGGUAGGAGCCAUACUGUGGUGGUAACUAACGAUGGAUUCUCAUUUGCCUUUGGCUGGAAUAAACAUGGACAGUUGGGUUCGGGUUCAGCAAAGAGUGAAAUUGAGUCGUCUCCUGUACGCUGCCUUGUUUCCGAAAUAAAAAAUGCUGUUUGUGGGGCAGAUUUUACUGUGUGGUUAAGUUCUGUUGAAGGAGCUUCUAUAUUGACUGCUGGUCUUCCGCAAUAUGGUCAACUUGGGCAUGGGACAGACAACGAGUACAAUACCAAAGAUAGCUCGGUUAGACUUGCUUAUGAAGCCCAACCACGUCCUAAAGCAAUAGCUUCUCUUUCUGGAGAAACUAUAGUGAAGGUUGCUUGCGGAACAAAUCAUACAGUUGCUGUGGAUUCGAAUGGCUUUGUUUACACAUGGGGCUUUGGAGGUUAUGGAAGGCUUGGGCAUAGAGAGCAGAAGGAUGAGUGGGCUCCUCGUCGUGUUGAUGUUUUCACAAGGAAUAAUGUUCUACCUCCUAAUGCUGUGAUUUCAGCUGGUUCUGUUAACUCUUCAUGUACUGCUGGUGGAGGACAGUUGUAUAUGUGGGGCAAAAUAAAGAACUCUGGUGAUGAUUGGAUGUACCCUAAACCUCUUAUGGAUUUAAGUGGCUGGAAUAUACGUUGCAUGGAUUCAGGCAGCAUGCACCAUUUUGUUGGUGCUGAUAGUUCCUGCAUAAGUUGGGGUCAUGCGCAGUCUGGGGAGCUGGGAUAUGGACCUUAUGGACAGAAAUCUUCUGCAGUUCCCAAGAAAGUUGACACUCUUGAGGGCAUGCACGUCAUCAGUGUUGCAUGUGGAUCUGCCCAUUCCAUGGUGGUGGUUGACAGAACGAAUGUUGGUGACCGACUUGAUCAGCUUGACGUCUAUGAUGGCAAAGCUGCUGGGGAAGGGAGUGUAGAACCUGAGGCUAAAAGUUCAGUUGCCAAAAAAAAUACCAAAAAGGGUGCUGUUAAAACAUCUGAAAACUCUACUAAGAGGAAGAAGUCAAAAGAUUCAUCAGAGUCAGAGGACGAAGAGGAGGAUAGUGAUGAUGAUGACGACGACGACGAUGAUGACAGCGAAGGGCAGGUAAAUGGGCAGGAAGAUCAGAAGAGUCAACGAGGUGGAAAGGCUGGUAGAGGUCGAGGCAAGGCUGGUGGGCGUGGCCGGGGUCGUCCUUCCAACGAGAAGAAAAGCACACAGAGCACUCAAGCUAAAGGAAAAUUGGCCAAGAGGGGAAGACCCAAGAAGUAAUGAGAAAUUUUGUUCUCUAGAAAUGUACGAAAAUGUACUACUACUUAGCGGCUGCUGUUUUUUUUUUAUUUACCUUUGUUUUUCUUUCAAAAAAAAAAAGGGAAAAAAAAAGAGAAACUAUUCUUUCAGCAUUCUGCUCAGUAUAUUUUUGUGGUGAUUUGAUGAUGUGUGCCUCCUUAAUUUGACAUGUAAUUUAUGAGGAAUGGCCGGAAAUUGGUAACAAGAGGUUGCCUUGAAUCUUUAUUUCAAUUUUGUCAAGGGAAAUGGUCGUAAUCUGUUUAUUGGGAUUGAAAUGAUUUCAAAUCUUUUAUCUAUGAGAACAGUGACCAACAUAUCUUGGUGGU